AUGUCGGCCAAGCUCGGUGACCAGCCUAGCUCGGUGACGUGUGCUACUCCGACACUCACUGUCGACUCUGUGAGACAGGCUCCCACUCGGCCAAGCUCGGUGACGUGUGCUACUCCGACACUCACUGUCGACUCUGGGAGACAGGCUCCCACUCGGCCAAGCUCGGUGACGUGUGCUACUCCGACACUCACUGUCGACUCUGGGAGACAGGCUCCCACUCGGCCAAGCUCGGUGACGUGUGCUACUCCGACACUCACUGUCGACUCUGUGAGACAGGCUCCCACUCGGCCAAGCUCGGUGACGUGUGCUACUCCGACGGCGACACUCACUGUCGACUCUGGGAGACAGGCUGACACUCGGCCAAGCUCGGUGACGUGUGCUACUCCGACACUCACUGUCGACUCUGGGAGACAGGCUCCCACUCGGCCAAGCUCGGUGACGUGUGCUACUCCGACACUCACUGUCGACUCUGUGAGACAGGCUGACACUCGGCCAAGCUCGGUGACGUGUGCUACUCCGACACUCACUGUCGACUCUGUGAGACAGGCUCCCACUCGGCCAAGCUCGGUGACGUGUGCUACUCCGACGGCGACACUCACUGUCGACUCUGUGAGACAGGCUGACACUCGGCCAAGCUCGGUGACGUGUGCUACUCCGACACUCACUGUCGACUCUGUGAGACAGGCUCCCACUGUGACUUCCUCAUCCCCAAGCUCGGCCAAGCUCGGUGACGUGUGCUACUCCGACACUCACUGUCGACUCUGGGAGACAGGCUCCCACUGUGACUUCCUCAUCCCCAAGCUGUUUGGUCGCUGUGUGUGUACGCCGCCCCUCAGACAGAGCAAGCAGGGUGCUGCAUGUCUACCCCCGGUGUGGCCUGCACGUCCUCACAGGCCCUCUUCCACAUCAUCUAAUCCUCACCUACAGGUAACCACUCCCUUCUACAAGCGUCCGAAUGUGAAGCCGACCACACCCUUCCAACAGCUGACUACGCCUUCUCUCCUACAAAGGCCUAACAGCAAGCCUGCAACACCACAUGUCAACACUAUUCCUGCCCUCUCAAAACCUGUGCCAAUCAAGUAUGUCGGAGCGCCUGGACGGCCUCUCCGUACCACUCCCUCACCAAUAACUAGGCCACCGCCCACCACCUUACCAACCACUCCUGAAACUACCACUUCUCUAACUACCACCACGACAAGACAAUCCGCCGCAGCACACUUACCAAAACCUCAGAAAACAGCGUCACCAGGAGCGGUGCUGCGGUUGGACGAGUGGACCGCAGCGGCCUCGCUAGGUAUGCGGUGUGUGUCUGACCGCCAGUGCCGCGCGGCCGACCCUGCGUCCCGCUGUGUAGCCGGGGUGUGUGACUGUGCUGUCCGCAACUACACGGGCUGCAGCGCCGCAAACACCGGCUGUCACACCGACACCUUCCAGUGUAGGGCGACUGGCCAAUGCAUCAGUUGGUACUUCGUGUGCGACGGCCGUGCCGACUGCGCCGACGGGUCAGAUGAGGCGUGUAGCGGAGACGUCUGUCCCCCUGGGAGCUUCAGGUGCUGGCGGAGUGGCGGCGGCGGCCGGUGCGUGUCUGGAGCGGCACGCUGUGACGGCAAACGGGACUGUCCUCGUGGUGAGGACGAGAUCAACUGUAGGGAUGUCAACGGUGCUGGUUGUCCCGCGGGCACUCUGAGAUGUGCUGAAGGCACUUGUCUGCCGGCGUACGAGUUCUGCAACGCACACCUCAGCUGUCCAGACGGCAGCGACGAGCCUCAGGCCGCUUGUCAAGCCUCCGCCCUCGUGUCCCAGGGACUCUGCCCCUACCGUUGCGCCAAUGGUCGGUGUCGCAGCACGGCUGUCCUCUGCUCCGGCAGAGACGGAUGCGGCGACGGCAGUGACGAGGAACACUGUCACGUGUGCCGGUGUCCCUCGCUGUAAGAAGACUGUAUCAUCUCCCACCUACCAUCUCUUUGUCUCUCUCACACUCACUCAUCCCACCUUGGCAUCUACAUCGGCAUUCGUCAUUUUAUUUAUUGAUAGUUUUAGAAAUAAAUGUUAAGUGUAAAUCAUUGUAACAACAAUAGUUUCAGUUUAAAUCUACUUCUCAAAUCCUGUCCUUUAAUUCUUAGGUUUAUGCAUUAUAGUUUUUGUUAGAAAUCAAAACGCAUUUUUAAUGAAACGACGUUGACGACUAAACGAUCGGCUAAGGAAAAACUAACCAACUGACAGUAAAAAUAGAAAAAAUGGUCUUUGAAACGCAUUGGUAAACCGUUUUAUUUUUACAAAUCGUACUUUACUUCGAAAUAUCUAAAUAAGCGAAACUGAAAGGACAAAUUAUCAUAAACUAUGUCAAUGUAACUACAUCAAGAUGCGGUAUGCGAAAACUAACGGCAAAACUAAUAAAGGAGGGAUACUGUAACAGGGAUCACACUGUAACAAUUGAAGCCGGUUUUAUAUUACUUCAUGUUACGUUAACAUCAACCCAACGAAUUCUUUUCUUUUCCUUUAAUUUGAGGGCGGAUUUAAAGUCUGAGCUUAAAU
Macrosteles quadrilineatus (aster leafhopper) is the source of this 2535-nucleotide messenger RNA. Its product is annotated as mucin-2-like. Gene Ontology annotation, molecular function: protein binding. Lineage: Eukaryota; Metazoa; Arthropoda; Insecta; Hemiptera; Cicadellidae. Bases 1 to 1932 code for a protein of 643 amino acids. The record is from RefSeq and is a predicted model, not a curated record. The transcript has 18 exons.